Messenger RNA from Populus trichocarpa (black cottonwood), 2139 nucleotides. RefSeq lists its product as uncharacterized. Gene Ontology annotation, biological process: lipid catabolic process. The record is from RefSeq and is a predicted model, not a curated record. Lineage: Eukaryota; Viridiplantae; Streptophyta; Magnoliopsida; Malpighiales; Salicaceae. The coding region runs from base 629 to 1978 and encodes 449 amino acids. The transcript has 5 exons.
GGUCGUUAGGUCAAACAGCUAGAUGGACAGGCUCCAAUGAUUAAAGAAUGAAACUUGAAUAAAAACUGGGCAUCUAAAAGCAUUAAACAGAGUAGAUUCUUGCAAGGCCAACUCACUCUACAGGGAAAUGGGUUGACUAGCUGGUAAACCAUCCAAUAAGAUGUCUAGUCUCUCUCAUAUCUCCAUCUACAUCGCUGUGUUUUAUUUCUUAGUUCUACUAAUUCUCUCCCUUUCAUUUGUCGUCUAAACCUACCAAUCAAAAGUAGCAUAUCUAAAGAACCCAACUCUUUGCAGGUCAUGAUACACUAACACCAACCAAUUCUUUGUAUUUAACACUUUUUUAGUGUUCUUUUUAUAAGGGUUUAUGUUUUUUUUUUAAGUUUGUUUGUUGUUUGUUUUAUAUAUGAUGGUCGUUCAUAUUCUUAGUUUUUUUAGAUGAAUAGCUUCAUUCCUAAGCUUUUGAGAUAUGUCUCACUGAUUCUUCAAUAAGAAGUAUAAUCUGACUGUUUUCUAGACCCACUUGGGUUUUUUCCUCAAAAUUUGAGCUCCCUGAAUUCAUUGAUGUGUCGGUCUCACUUGAGUCAUGUUUCUUGAUGGAUAUAUUAUCAUGCUUGAAUCAUAGGCCUCCAUGUCAAUCCUCUGUGGCCUUCCAAUCCUUGAAUGUGUGUACUGCCUUGGCUGUGCUCGUUGGCUAUGGCAAAAAUGCCUUUACACCGCUGGUCAUGAAAGUGAGAACUGGGGCUUAGCCACAGCUGAAGAAUUUGAGCCCGUGCCUCGUCUUUGUCGCCUAAUCCUAUCAGUCUAUGAAGAUGAUCUUCGGUACCCACUUUGGGCACCGCCAGGUGGCUAUGGUAUUAACCCUGAUUGGGUAAUUGUGAAGAGAACUUAUGAAGAAACUGGGGGAUGUGCUACUCCUUAUAUGAUUUACCUGGAUCAUGAUAAUGUUGAAAUAGUGUUGGCUAUUAGAGGGCUUAAUUUGGCAAAGGAAAGUGAUUAUGCAGUUCUACUUGAUAAUAAAUUGGGGCAGACCAAGUUUGAUGGUGGUUACGUGCAUAAUGGGCUAUUGAAGGCUGCAAAGUGGAUUUUUGAUGCAGAAUGUGAGCUUUUGAGGGAUUUGGUUGAGAUGAAUCCAGAUUAUAGGUUAACUUUUGCUGGACAUUCGUUAGGUGCAGGGAUAGUGUCAUUGAUAGCAAUGUAUGCUGUUCAGAAUCGGGAGAAAUUGGGGACCAUUGAGAGGAAUAGGAUCAGAUGCUUUGCCAUGGCUCCUGCUAGAUGCGUGUCACUGAAUUUGGCAGUGAGAUAUGCUGAUGUUAUCAAUUCUGUCGUGCUUCAGGAUGAUUUCUUACCUCGGACAACUACUGCUCUGGAAGAUGUUUACAAAUCAAUUUUCUGUUUGCCUUGCCUGCUUUGCCUGAUGUGCUUGAAGGAUACUUGCACUCUCGAGGAGAAGAUGCUUAAGGAUCCAAGGCGGCUAUACGCACCUGGCCGCCUAUACCAUAUUGUUGAGAGGAAGCCCUUCAGGAUAGGAAGAUUUCCUCCAGUUGUCAGAACAGCAGUCCCUGUGGACAGGCGCUUCGAGCACAUAGUUCUUUCAUGCAACGCGACUUCUGAUCACACCAUUAUCUGGUUAGAGAGGGAAUCUCAAAGGGCUGUUGAUUUGAUGCUAGAGAAAGAUCGGAUAAUGGAAAUUCCAGCACAACAACGGAUGCGGCGGCAGGAGUCUCUUGCACGCGAGCACAGUGAAGAAUACGAGGCAGCACUUCGGAGAGCUAUUGCUCUGGACAUCCCACAGGCAUCCUACUCGCCUUCUUAUGGAACCUUUGCUGAAGUGGAAGAAGGGGAGAGUUCUGGCAGCUCAAGUGGAGCAGGUUCGCUGUUGUCGUUUAAGAGAAUGAGGGAGCGUUGGGACAACUUUAUAGAGCGUCUUUUUGAUGUGGAUGAAUCUGGUCGAAUGGUGUUCAAGAAGUCUUCCACCUAGACUUUCCUUUUCUUCUUUUUUGUAAUUUGCCUUCAAAUUUCUUUCUUUCAUUUGUCAGCCAAAUAGGUUCAAUUCCUCAUUCGAUUGUAUUUUGAUGGCCUGUGGGAUUGUCUGCUUAAACCACGGGUAAUAAAAUAUACAAGGAAAGAAUAUGUUGCCCA